GUACCGGAUGAAACGUUUUGUUUCAUGUAAACUUAUUGUGUGAGAUUUUUCUUUAUUUUUGUUGGGUGUUUGUUCUGAUUUUUGAAAUUUAAUUCGUAUUUUAUUUCAUGAUAUAUUUUCUCCAUCAUCACUGCUCACUGCAGCCUAAUUCAUCCGCACCAGAACCGGCACCAGCCGCAUCAUGGUUCUGUCCGUGGUGAACAAACUCAAAGUCUUCCAGCUGGUCUUCUCGGAUCCUGGCAAGACCUUCUACAGCAGUGGGGACAAAGUGUCCGCCUUCGUGCAGCUGGAGGCGGCUCAGCCGUGCACGGUGACCGCCCUCAGGGUCUCCGCCGCCGGCUGCGCACACGUGGACCACCGCAGCGGGAAGAACCGCAAGAACCGCAGCCAGGAGGUGGAGUACCUGAAGUAUGAGGAGGAGCUGAGACUGGACGAGGUGCUCACUAAAGACUCAGACGACUGCUUCCUGCUGCAGCCUGGUAAAACCUACGGUUUCCGGUUCGGCUUCGAGCUGCCUGCAGCAGGGCGUCUGGUGUCGUCCUACAGAGGAAAGUUCGGUUACGUCCGUUACUACGUGCGGGCGGUGCUGGACAGGCCUUCCCAGCAUGCUUUGCAGUGUGAGACGGAGUUUGAGGUGGAGGAGCCGCUGGAUGUCAACCAACCUGACCUGCUGGCUCCGGCUGCCGCCACCAGACAGAAGAAGGUCACCUGUAUGUUCAUCCCUGACGGUCAGGUGUCCAUCAGUGCUCAGAUCGACAGGAAGGGAUUCUGUGAGGGAGAAGAAAUCAACAUCAACGCCAAGUUUGAGAACACGUGCUCACGUAUCGUAGUGCCGAAGGCCGCCAUCAUCGCCAAACACUCGUACAUGGCAGAUGGCCACACCAAGGUACUGCGUCAGAAACUGUCAGCGGUCCGAGGAAACCACAUCAUCUCCGGGAUGUGCGACAUGUGGCAGGGAAAGACCAUCAGAGUCCCCAAACUGAAGCCGUCCCUGCUCGGCUGUGACAUCAUCAAGGUGGACUACGCCCUCAUGAUCUACCUGCACAUCCCCGGCAGCGAGAAGCUGACCCUGGAGCUGCCUCUGAUCAUCGGCACGAUCCCCUUCAGCGGCGUGGGCAGCAGGACCAGCAGCAUGAGCAGUCAGGCCGGGUCCCUGAGCAGCUGGUCCUCCUUCCCGUCAGCCCCGCCCAGCUACAGUAACAUUCACAGAAACCUGAGAGUGGACGGCCCCCGCACGCCGCUGCUCCACGACUAUGAUGGCGUGGAGAACGAGGACGAAGAGGGCGGGCUCUUCAUGAGAGCACCUGAACUGUACUACCCCCCUCCCCCUGCGUACAGCGAGGUGGAUCAGGGCGCCAUGAACCCUCCUCAGGUUGUUCAGGUCUUCUGAGGGCGACUUCCUGUCUGAGCUUCCUGACGAUGACUCAGCAUGUUCUGGUUGUUAAGUGUUUUUUGUACAUGUGUUGUUAAUCAGUCAGAUGGUUGUUCUUUUCUCACCGUAGUGACAGUGAGUUCCUCUUGUACAUAUCGUGUAAAUAGGAUCAGAUGUUUAUUUUUAUACUGAAAACAAUAAAUCAGGUAAACUCCA
Scatophagus argus is the source of this 1588-nucleotide messenger RNA. RefSeq names its product thioredoxin-interacting protein-like. Gene Ontology annotation, biological process: protein transport. The coding region runs from base 182 to 1390 and encodes 402 amino acids. Gene Ontology annotation, cellular component: cytoplasm. Lineage: Eukaryota; Metazoa; Chordata; Actinopteri; Scatophagidae. Gene Ontology annotation, molecular function: ubiquitin protein ligase binding. The transcript has 7 exons. The record is from RefSeq and is a predicted model, not a curated record.